GGCAGCCACUUAGCUCGUCUUACCGAGGACGCCAAAUGAAGUCUAUUCAGCUCUGCUAGCGGGACAAGCUGACUUACUUUGCGAGAAAGACUUACAGCAGCCGUCACUCCAUAAAUGUGCACCGCCCGCCCGCCUGCACAGCGCACAGAGACGCACACCCUGGCUCCUUUACGCACGACGCAACUCCAGCUUUGCCUGCUUUUAAACUUUCCUCAGCGGUUGUUUUCAUGAAGAGCGAGAAGCCUUCGCAUAGGAAUUAAAGAGGGACUACUUUUAUUGAUUUUUUUUUUUUCUGAAAAUAUCGAGGAUGCCUCGUCCGGGGAGAAACACGUACAGCGACCAGAAGCCUCCGUACUCCUACAUCUCCCUCACUGCCAUGGCGAUCCAGAGCUGCCCGGAGAAGAUGCUGCCUCUCAGUGAAAUUUACAAGUUCAUCAUGGAUAGAUUCCCAUACUACAGAGAAAACACUCAAAGGUGGCAGAACUCCCUGCGCCACAAUUUGUCCUUCAACGACUGUUUCAUUAAAAUCCCGCGGCGCCCCGAUCAGCCAGGUAAGGGCAGCUUCUGGGCUCUGCAUCCUAACUGCGGGGACAUGUUUGAGAAUGGAAGUUUCCUGAGACGCCGAAAAAGGUUCAAAGUGUUAACUUCGUCCGAUCAUUUGGCCCCCAGUAAGCAGUCGGAUGCUGCACAUUACCUCCAGCAGCAAGCCAAGCUGAGGCUGAGCGCCCUGGCAGCCACCGGCACGCACCUGCCCCAGAUGUCAACGUACAACCUCGGAGUGACUCAGACGUCAACUUUCAAGCACCCGUUCGCCAUCGAGAACAUCAUCGCGAGAGAGUACAAAGUCCCAGGCAGCCUGGCCUUCUCCACCAUGCAGUCCAUGUCUGCCGGGUACCCGCUGCACAACCAGCUGACCACAGCAUGGCCCCACAUGUACAACACCAGCGUGAUUGACACAGCCGCUCCGAUCUCCAUGGCGAGCAGCGACUACAGCGCGUACGGCAUGCCCAUCAAGUCCCUGUGCCACGGCGGACAGUCCUUACCCGCCAUCCCGGUGCCCAUCAAACCCACCCCGACCUCCAUGGCGGGCUUCUCGGCGUUACCUCCACACAUUCCCGCGUUUCUAUCAAACUCUCCACAGUCUCUGAGCCCGACGUCCCCACAGACAGCGACCAGCCAAAGCAGCCCAGCGACCCCGAGCGAGACUCUGACGAGCCCGUCCACACUGCAGUCUGUGGCCGUGCACUGACCACAUGAACUGAUAUUAAAGAAGAACUGCUGGCUGGCUCCCAGGCCCUCUUUAUCGAUCCCAAAGUUUAUAUUUUCUGUCGUCGGAAACUAUCAAGGCGAGUUGCAGUUGCAUAUCGAUUUAUUUGUGUAUGUGUUGAAUGUGUCGCUUUAAAAAAAAAAUCGUGUCAUAGAAAUCCAGCACAGAAUCGCACAGCGAGUAUUGCUCUUGAAAAAAAUAAAUUAUUUGAUAGUUCUAUUUUUCCGUUUUUGUGACAUGUGAGUGUUGGGAGUGGAGCCACAGAGGAAGUUUGUUUUGGCACCAUCCAUCCACUCUGUUUGGCACAUUUUUGUCUUUCAGUUUGAUCCAAUUUUUUGCACCGUUUCUGUGUGACCACUGUAAUGUCAAUGAAUACUGGAAUCAUGGAGGAGGGAAUACCAAAUAGGAAUAGGAUUACAUUUGUUCUUACAUCCCUGUAAAAUAAAGAAUAAGAGAGCAGACUGAAAUCUUUUCUACUUGGAAAAAUAAUGUGAGGCGUCCUCGAGAUGCAAGAUGUGAAUAUUUGCAAAUAACUGAUACUGAAAUGUUGUAAAACGCACUUUUUAGUUUUAUGUUUUAGAUAUCUAUUUUCCAGAAAAUGUUCUGUGAAGCAUUUAAUUUAAAGGCUGUGGUGACCAUGUGUAUCAAAUGAUGUAAAUUUGUACUCUUUUUUUAGGCAAAAGCAUGCAUUUAAAACGAUUUGUGCUGUUAUUGUUGCUG
This is a messenger RNA of Cheilinus undulatus (humphead wrasse), 1987 nucleotides long. It is a transcript of the gene foxb1a, whose product is annotated as forkhead box B1a. The record is from RefSeq and is a predicted model, not a curated record. Gene Ontology annotation, molecular function: DNA-binding transcription factor activity, RNA polymerase II-specific; RNA polymerase II cis-regulatory region sequence-specific DNA binding. The transcript has a single exon. NCBI's taxonomy places the organism in Eukaryota, Metazoa, Chordata, Actinopteri, Labriformes, Labridae. Gene Ontology annotation, biological process: cell differentiation; regulation of transcription by RNA polymerase II; anatomical structure morphogenesis. The coding region runs from base 308 to 1249 and encodes 313 amino acids.